AAAAGACAUAGGUGGAAUACAAUUGCAAAUGUCAAUAGCCGAAGGGAAUAAGAGGCUAUAUAUACUAUCGAUGUCUAAUCACCAAAAAAUCCAAUAGUUUGUUCUCCAUAAACAUAUAUAAUCACUAGAUCACCGGGAGCAGUUAUAGUGUCGUUUUGGGCUUGGAGCGGAACCCCUCCGGUCGCAUCAUGCUCCAUUUUGCGAUUCCAGCCUGACAUUUCGGACACCUUGUAAAACGUACUCCCUGUCUGCCGCAUCUGUAGCAGAAUAUGAGUGUCCCGGCAUGGAGCAAUUACAGCAGAUCAACAAACUUUGCGCUCCGCCCUAUCUGCCCCGGGAAAUGGCCUCUAUAAACUCGGAAUCCUCGUUUUGCUGCUACGUACGCCUUGUGAACCUGGGUUUCUCUCUCUGUGGUCUCUGGUGCUCUUGCAUUCCGGAUGAGCGCGACCAGCGGUUGGCCAAGACCCUCUCAGCUUCGUUAUAUUCCUACCUCAGUUGCUUCAGGUCGUGGUCGGAUAUAUUGAUGUCAAACUGGGAGUUCGUACCCAAGGGUGCUCAACAGUACCAGGCGCUCAGUAGCACCCACUGCAAAUAAAAAUAGCUGAUCAGCAUAUUAUAUGUCCCACUAACUCACCGUCUCACCGACUCAACGGUACAAUCCCGUUGUGCGUACGUGCAUCCAAAACCACUCCCUGGCCUGACCAUUUACCAGGCAGGCAAGAUCGAAGGACCUCUUCCCAAGUAUCUUGCAGAUCACCGG
This is a messenger RNA of Drosophila subpulchrella, 760 nucleotides long. RefSeq lists its product as uncharacterized. The transcript is spliced from 4 exons. Lineage: Eukaryota; Metazoa; Arthropoda; Insecta; Diptera; Drosophilidae. The coding region runs from base 284 to 595 and encodes 103 amino acids. The record is from RefSeq and is a predicted model, not a curated record.